AUGUAUUGGGCUUAUUUUAUCAUGACAUUUAUAUUGUUCGAAUUUGUUUGGAUAACUUUAGAAUUAAAUCAAAAACAUUCAAACAAAAGAAUAAUAAAAUUGCAUACCUUCACUAAUGUUAUUGUGGCUAAGCAAACAAAAAAACAUUAUAAUAGUAGAAUAUGGCAAAAUGUAGAAAAAAAUAAAAUUGAAAAUUUAAUCGAUUUACACACGGAACAACUUGUACAUAAAUCUGUGAAAAAUGGUAUGUUUUCUUCUUACCACUCUCUAUGCAAUAAGAGGAACGACCAAAUGGGGGAUCCACCCCACAAGGUUAAUACUGACAACAAAAUUUUAUUCUUGAAUAUACAAAAGGAGAUAUUUAAAAGCUGUGAAAAUAGUUUUAGUGAAAAAAUAUAUGAAAAUAUUUUUAAAAAUCAAAAAAAAUAUUGUAAUAAUUCAAAAAAUCCACCUUAUGUUUUUCAUCCAAUAUACUCAAGUGUUGAGAGAAAAGUAAACAACUCAAACAGACAUACAUAUACAAACCGAUUUAAGCUUAAUAAAUAUAAAAAUAUAUUUAAUUAUUUAAAUAAAAAAGAAGAAUGUAUAUAUGAAAAUAAUUAUAUUAUUCCAUCAUGUGAUAUUACUAAAAUAAAAAAGUCUAUAUUUACUAUUCAUAAUACAAAUUUUAUAAAUAAAAUGUUUAACAUAAUAAAACAUAAUGAAGAAAUAAAAUUAUAUGAAUUAGAUUUAUUCUCAGAUUUAAUAGUUAGAUAUUUAAUUGAAAUAAAUGGAACAGUAUUAAGUUCGUUGUUGGCUUUAAAACAUUCUAUGUGUAUGCAUAUAGGUGGGGGUAACCAUCAUUCAAAAAGAGAUAAAGGGGAUGGCUUCUGUAUAUUUAAUGAUAUAGCUAUAGCUAUUGAUUUUUUAUUACUUUACAAAAUUAUUAAAAAUGUUAUCAUAUUAGAUGUUGAUGUACAUCAAGGUGAUGGUACAGCAGAAAUAUUUCAAAAUCAUAAACAUGUCAAAACAAUAAGUUUACAUUGUAAAGAUAAUUAUCCAUUUAUAAAAAAAAAAUCAACUAUUGAUAUAGAAUUAAAUUCAUAUAUAGAAGAUGAUGAAUAUUUAAAAAUAUAUCAAAAUAUUUUAAAUAAUAUUAAACCUCAAAAAGAGUCUAUAAUUUUUUAUUUAGCUGGUGUAGAUAUAAGCAAAGAUGAUGAUUUAGGUUUACUUUUAAUCUCAGACCAUGGAAUAUAUACUAGAGAUUAUAUAACUUAUCAAAUGGCUUUUAAAAAUAAAAUUCCUAUUGUUACUUUACUUUCUGGGGGAUACAAUGAAUGUGAUCAGACAUUAUCUGAAAAACAUGCUCUCACUUUUCGGGCUGCUAAAGCGGCAUGGGCCACAAGGAGGGAACAUGGAUAA
This is a messenger RNA of Plasmodium vinckei vinckei, 1401 nucleotides long. Its product is annotated as histone deacetylase, putative. The transcript has 2 exons. The record is from RefSeq and is a predicted model, not a curated record. NCBI's taxonomy places the organism in Eukaryota, Apicomplexa, Aconoidasida, Haemosporida, Plasmodiidae. Gene Ontology annotation, molecular function: histone deacetylase activity. The coding region runs from base 1 to 1401 and encodes 466 amino acids.